CAAUUUAAAUGUAUUGAAUGUGGAAAGAGCUUCGGUAGAAGUGAACACCUUAGAAGACAUCAACUAACUCACACGGGGGAGAAACCAUUUAAAUGUACUGAAUGUGGAAAGUGCUUCAGUAGAAGUGGACACCUUAGAAUACACCAACGAACUCACACGGGGGAGAAACCAUUUGCAUGUAUUGAAUGUGGAAACAGCUUCAGUCAAAAUAGAUACCUUAGAAUACAUCAACGAACUCACACGGGGGAAAAACAAUUUAAAUGUGUUGAAUGUGGAAAGAGCUUCAGUCACAGUGGACACCUUAGAAGACACCAACGAACUCACACGGGGGAGAAAUCAUUUGCAUGUAUUGAAUGUGGAAACAGCUUCAGUCAAAAUGGAGACCUUAGAAUACAUCAACGAACUCACACGGGGGAGAAACAAUUUAAAUGUAUUGAAUGUGGAAAGAGCUUCAGUAAAAGUGGACACCUUAGAAUACACCAACGAAUUCACACGGGGGAGAAACCAUUUAAAUGUACUGAAUGUGGAAAAAGCUUCAACAGGAAGGAUAAACUUACAUUACAUUGGCAAACUCACACAGCGGAGAAGCUUUAGUCAAUAUGGAACCUUAGGAAAUAUCCACUAAUUUACAUGGGGAGGUCUUAAUACAGUGGCACCUCGGGUUAAGUACUUAAUUCGUUCCGGAGGUGUAUUAUUAACCUGAAACUGUUCUUAACCUGAAGCACCA
This is a messenger RNA of Podarcis muralis (Common wall lizard), 727 nucleotides long. The record is from RefSeq and is a predicted model, not a curated record. Lineage: Eukaryota; Metazoa; Chordata; Lepidosauria; Squamata; Lacertidae.